Messenger RNA from Brassica rapa (field mustard), 2714 nucleotides. Its product is annotated as mitogen-activated protein kinase kinase kinase 17. The record is from RefSeq and is a predicted model, not a curated record. Gene Ontology annotation, biological process: protein phosphorylation; signal transduction. Lineage: Eukaryota; Viridiplantae; Streptophyta; Magnoliopsida; Brassicales; Brassicaceae. Gene Ontology annotation, molecular function: ATP binding; protein kinase activity.
AAAAGUUUUCUGACCACAUAGAGGUCGACACGUCAUUGUUUCUAGAGAAUGUAAUCUGAAGAGUACAGACUCGCCAAAACCAAAGAAGUGGCACGUCACAAGACUCAACGAACUUAUUACGUUAGAUACGUUCUAUUGCCACGUCAUACGCCAGUUGAUAUUUCACUCACGUUUCUCAAAACACCUCUUUUUGUGCACUUGAUACUUUCACAUUUUCUUCUUUAUUUUUGGAUUUUUCAGAAAUUAAUAAAUAAUUAUAUAUCAAAUCGAAACAGGUUUUCAUUUGGUUAUCAACUUUUAAAAGAAAUUCACGUGUACACACAAGAACAUAUUUACGUGUUAUUAUAUUCAUAAGCUGGUAGAAAUUAAAACUCGAUGUUACCAAAAGUAUACACUAUCUAAUCCAUCCUUAUAUAAACCUUCUGUUGCAUUGUAGCAGAGUGUAAGAAACAAAACAAGACAUAUAAAAAACAUUUAUUUUUUCCUUCAGAACUUCUCUAGUCUUGUCCUAAUGGAGUGGACUAGAGGAAGAAUCCUAGGCCGAGGCUCCACAGCCACCGUCUGCUCCGCCAUGUGUCACAAUUCAAACGAAAUCCUCGCCGUCAAAUCCUCCGAGAUUCACCGGUCAGAGUUCUUGCAAAGAGAAGCCAAGAUCCUCUCGUCUUUGAAUUCUCCUUACGUGAUCGGGUACAGAGGAUCAGAAACCAAGAUAGAGUCAAACGGCGUCGUUACGUAUAAUCUUUUGAUGGAGUACGCACCGUACGGAACGUUGACCGACGCGGCAAAGAAAAACGGAGGCCGACUCGAGGAAGCUAUGAUCGUGAAGUACACGCGCGAGAUACUACGAGGCUUGGAGUAUAUUCACUCGAAAGGGAUCGCGCAUUGCGAUGUAAAGGGGAGCAACGUGGUUGUUGCGGAGAAGGGUGAGGCCAAGCUUGCGGAUUUCGGGUGUGCCAAACGGGUGGGCUCGGAGGCGGUGACGGGUACGCCGGCGUUUAUGGCUCCGGAGGUAGCGCGUGGGGAGAAACAGGGGAGUGAGAGUGAUAUAUGGGCUGUUGGGUGUACGGUGAUUGAGAUGGCUACGGGUUCUCCGCCGUGGACGGAGGCGAGUUCAAGAGAGGAUCCGGUUUCGGUUCUUUACCGGGUCGGGUAUUCGGGUGAGACUCCGGAGCUUCCUUGUUUGCUUACGGAAGAAGCAAAGGAUUUCUUGAAAAUGUGCUUUAAGAGAGAAGCGAAAGAGAGAUGGACGGCUACACAACUCCUAAACCAUCCGUUUCUGAUAGGUAAACCGGACAUUGAACCGGUUUUAGGUUCCGGUUUGGUUUCGAGCUCACCGACAAGUGUGACAGAUCAAACGUUUUGGCGAUCAGUGGAGGAUGAAAUAGUAGAAGAAGAAGCAGUGGACUUGCAAGAUGAGUCAAGAAAUCUAGACCGUUUAAACUUGUGGGCUUUUCAUUUGGAGAGGAUCGGACGGCUGAGAUGUGUUGGUGGGUUGGAUGGGCCCAGAUGGGAUAUGGAAGGUGGGGACUGGGUCACGGUGAGGGUGAGCUGUGAAGGAACAAUGAUUAGUGGGUCACUCACAUGAGUAUUUGGGAGAAUUGUAAGUUGAUUUGGGGUCAUUUUGUUGAAUUGUAGAAAAAGUAUUGGGUGUUGGUCUUAGUGAAGAUCUCCAAUUUAGAGAGAUCAAUGUAGUAGCUUGUUAGUCUUUGAAGCUUCUAUUGAUGUACAUAAUUAAAAUCACGAUUUUUUAAAAACCAAAUCCAAUGUAGAUUUCUGUAGAGUUUCAAGGUUUGUUGGCCUGCACAAGAGAAUUAAUGUUGAACUAUUACAUCGAAAUCUUAUUAUUCCACGUUUUACUACUGUUUCUGUUUGACUACUCAAAUUUAGUCUUGAGAAUAAUAUACUUUAAUUAUAAGCUUUUCCCAAUGUCUCAAAUGUCUACUUUCUCAAUUAUAUAACGAAUAAAUGAACUUGUUAAACAAGCUGGCAUAUUAUUGAGAGUUAUAGGUAUAUGAUGUCAGUAUAUUAGAAAUCACUGCAUGGAUCCAAAACUAAUCACAAUACUAAAAGGCCAAUAUACUCUAUUGUGAGGCUGCCACAUCCUCAGAAAAAAAUCGGCCAAUGAAAUUAGGCUAUGUGCUAUGUAUUACCACGUCAUUCUACUAAUAUUCAUCCAAAAGUAUUGCUUUAUUGUCUAAUAAAUUUUAGAUCGUUUUUCUUCUCAUCUUCCCUAACUAAUAAUAUUGUCUCGAUUCAUAUACUUCUGUUUCCCAUCUCUCUUUGUUUUUCAACUUUGCUUUACUCCCUGAGAAUCCCAACCAGCUCCCCGCCACCUUCCCCUACGAUCCCUUCACUGUCACCCAAAAAAUGAGAGAUAAUGAUCGCGACGUCUACGGUGAAGUUCGCGCGUGAGCUGGAUCCAAAUGAUGUUCAACAUCUUAAAUCAGAUAUGACACGAUCGCGUGUAGGAUUGGAGAUCCAGAUUGGAACAAAGGUGAAAAUUAUAAAUGGUGAAGAUGAAGAGUCAAAGAGUAGAGAUCAAAGUGAUAUGCCAAGGAUUCGUUCAACGUUUGGUAAUGGAGUUUUAAUGGAAUCAGGAUUUGUAAUUUCAUAAUUAAAUUUGUUUUUGUUCCGUCUGGAUUUGUAUUACAUUUGGAAUAAUCCCAAAUAAGAUUUCUUUCUCAGUUUUAGUUGAAAUUUGCAGAGGAGAGCCA